GGGGAAAAGAUUUCCUUGCUCUGGGAGAGUGUCUGGAUGGUGCGAUAAGAACCUCGCUGUGUCUUGUCUCAAUGUGGUGAAGCUUUGAAACAGGAACGAGCAUAAAGGUUCAGAGGAGAUGUACCCACGUGGAUCAGACAGAGGCUGGCAUCGGGGGCAGCACCAGUGGGAUGGGGAGCCUAGCAGUUGCAACAGCAGAAAAACUCUUCUAGCCACCCCAGUGUCUCCAGCCGAUUCCAGUGCUCAGCCUGUUCCAGUGCUUCGAGGUCAUCACCCGAGAUCUUUCAGAGGAGGAGGCUACAAUGCACACAGGGAGCAUGGCGGUUAUAAUUCUGCAGGCUACCACGACUACCACGAUAAUCCUCGACACGACUACCACGAUAAUCCUCGACACGACUACCACGAUAAUCCUCGACACGACUACCACGAUAAUCCUCGACAUGACAACUGUCAUGACUAUCCUGAUGAUUCUUAUCACAUGCAAGAUUAUGAUGAUCGGCAGUUUCAGGAUUACAAAGACCCCCGAUACCAUGACGAAAGAAACUAUCAUGAAUACAGGGAACCUGGAUAUCACAGAGGACGUGCUAAGGGGAACCACUACCGUGGUGGAUACAAGUCUCAUGAACGAGGGAACUCUGCCCACAACAAACAUUCAGGGCCACAUCCUAAGAAACUUAAAUCUCCAAAAAUUGACAAGACCCCCAAGAAAGGGGAUGGUCCUGCAGGGCGCUCAAAGCCUAGCUCAGUUAGUCCUGUCCCCAUAGUGGUGCACAAUCCUGGCCGCAGCGUUGUCGUAUUAACAUCAGGAGACAGUUCUACGGACGAAAGUAAAGAGAAGACUCCUAGCCCAAUAGUUGCAAGAACAAAUAACAAAGGAAAUGUGAAACCAAUCCCAGCCAUCAAAGCAGAGACUUCAGCAAGCAAUAGUAAAUCAAACUGCGAACAGGCUGGCACAGACAGUGUGACCAUAAAACCUGUGAGUGAGGUCAAAACGGAGACCAUCAAAGUCUUUGCAGUACCUAAAGAGGAAAUUCCUGUUUUGACUCCCAAGGAGGAGGAAAUAUCCUUGGAUAUCAGUGCUGGGAAGAGACCACAUCCUGAACAGCAAGAGGCCAGUCUGGAUGAAGAAAAAAGAGAGCAUGUGGCCAUUGAUACAAAAAGAAUGAGGAACGACAAAUCUCCAGAACGCUGUAAUAAAGACGAUGAAGUUCAGAUUCCAUUGCUGGAUGGUUGGAUAGAUGUUCCCCCGCAUUCAUCGGGGCCCUCUUGUGCCACUGAAGAGUUAGCCAAGAAACCUGAACUGGAACAGUGUGUUUCGGAUACAGCCCAAAUGCUACGCAGAGCCUUUAUCUUAGCCAGAAAAGAAGAGAUUGAACUGGCCUAUGCUCAGGACUGCCGGACCUUUGCUUUGGUGGCCAACAUGUUACUGAAAAAGGACCCAUCAAUUGAGACCGCUGUAGCCAGUGCUCUUCGAUCCACACUGCAAGAAAUUGCUGGCCGUUGUGUUCAUGAACUCAAUGGCUUUAUUGAGCGUUAUGAUGUGGAGAGUAGAGUCCUCUUUGAGUCUGCAGCUAGUAGAGGGAAAACUAACUAACGGCCAGAGAUGUUUAAAUGAUUAAAAAAAAUAAUAA
Molecule: messenger RNA, 1631 nt
Organism: Pelobates fuscus (common spadefoot toad)
Lineage: Eukaryota; Metazoa; Chordata; Amphibia; Anura; Pelobatidae
Product: periphilin-1-like
Exons: 10
Coding region: 119-1594 (491 amino acids)
Biological process (GO): negative regulation of gene expression, epigenetic; protein localization to heterochromatin; negative regulation of DNA-templated transcription
Cellular component (GO): nucleoplasm
Source: RefSeq, a predicted model, not a curated record